This is a messenger RNA of Pygocentrus nattereri (red-bellied piranha), 1476 nucleotides long. RefSeq lists its product as uncharacterized. The transcript has 7 exons. Lineage: Eukaryota; Metazoa; Chordata; Actinopteri; Characiformes; Serrasalmidae. Bases 1 to 1476 code for a protein of 491 amino acids. The record is from RefSeq and is a predicted model, not a curated record.
AUGGAGUCGGAGCACAAAGAGAAAAAGAGCGGAAAGCGAAAGGAGAGACAAGCCAAGGGCUCCUGUGGUCCCACCAAGAAGAGGGAGCUCAAAGAGGACAGUGGCUUCAUCAAUCUGGCACCUGUCAGGCAGAAGCAAGAAAAGACCUGUCAGGCUCUGUAUGUGGACAUGCGUGCUCGCUCUUACUGCGUCCUACCGCCAAUUAAAGCUAGCUGUCCACCACCAGUUCAGGCCAUAAAAGGUGCUUGGUUAGAGAAAGUUGGCCUGGAUGUUUUUGAUGAUCCAUCUCCACCUCCUCCUGUGCAGCCAGAAACAUCCCCUGAGCUGACAUUCGACCUUCCCAGCGAGUCCCUUGACACUCUGUUCAGUGCUCGGCUAUUAGGAAACGAAACUCCAGAAGAGAAUGGAGUUGAGGAGUUUCUGGCCAGCCCGGAGCACGAACGUGAGGAGAGUCAGGCCCAAGUCGAGGAGGUGUCGUCUGCUGCUGGUUGUCAUAGGAGAUCACCAAUGGUCGAGGAAGUCACUCUGAGUCAGGAUCCUGAAGACUCUAAGGUCCUUACUGUGCCUCCCGCAUUCAUCAAGAAGAUGGCGGAGGAGCUCGUCAAGCGGCUGGAGUCAUUGAUGGUUGGGGUCCCUGUGGUUUCUCUCUACGAGCGCCUGGUGGAGCGUCUGAUAGACGAACUGGAGACCAUGUCCCAUAUAAAAAUUACCCACCAGGUCCUUGGUGGGCGGCUCUUCUCUGACGAGAAUGGAGCCAUUUCUCAUAUUGUCAGUGAGGCAUACAAAAGCCUUUUGAGCAAGCGCCUGACAAACGGAGCAUCUUAUGUUGACCAGUGGACGAUCAGACAUGCUGUUAAUGCCAUCCUGAUAGCAUUUGCUGACUACGCUCUGGGAUGUUUCCAUGUCUCCAGUUCUUCCCCAGACACUGACACUGCUGUGAAGGCAUCACAGGGGUUGGGGUUUUCUGAAGUUCAGAAGGACUCAGAUCAGCGGCCAAGAACAAAUGAGUUCAAUGGAAGGAGCAAGAGUGCUGCUUCAAUAAAUCUGAGCACCUGGUCCUGCAGCACCAUCCUCAGUGAACCAGAAUUCGAGGACCAGAUCCGAGAAUGCGGUGGAUCUCCUGAUCACAGUGAUCUGAGUGAUGAGUGCUCUGAGAUAUUCGAGGCCUAUCAGAACUACCGAAGGUAUGGCCCCAAAAACAGACCUGGCACAUACCUGGUGAGGUGCACUGAGUCCCCCCUUGAAGAUUCCCCUGAUUUGUGCAGCGCCAUCCCUGCUGUUCAGGUGACUGAAGCCUCUGACGACUUGGUCGAAAAUGAGGAAGACUUGGAGACUCCUGCCCACCCAGAUGGUACUGAGGACACCACUGCAUGCAGAACAAUGAAGAAGCAGCGACUCAGUUCUCGUGUCUUCAAGUUCCUGAGAAGUGUCUUCUGUUUUGGAUGCAUCCCAUCUCGGCGUGUGGAACCCCUCUAA